AUGAACCACAACCACAACCACGAUGACAGCUCCCAUGCUUCUUCCUUCACCAAGACUUCUCAACUCAAGGCUUCAUCUCCUCGCUUAGCACGACAGAUUGCCAAUGCUGACCAAAAGCCUCAAUCAACAAGGUAUUCAGAGAUGCUCCCUGCAAACAUCAUUGCCAAGGGUCAGACGCGGCCCGCAAUCUUAUAUUUUCUCGUCCUGUGGUUGAUGGAAUUCUGUUUCGACUGCCUGAAUGCUCGCUUCCGAUGCCUUGAUAUGGAAAUCUCAAGGCCCCUUGAGGAGAUUGUCCUGAACCUGAUGCUUGCGUUAAUCCUUGGAUCCUAUCGGCCAGUCAAGCCGCGACCUUACAGUACAGCAGGACUUCUUUGUGACCAUGUCUCGGUCGCCGGUGAGGCGCCACACUCAGGCGCCACACUCGGCGUCGCUGGACCAGGUGUAUUUGCAACCUCAGGCAGCCACGGAUCGCCGCUCCACGCCGGAAUUUCCAGGAAGGCUAUCACGGGCAUUGAACAUCGGUUGUACAGCCAUUGCGGUCGACACAAUGGGUUCCAGCGAGUCGAAACCAAUCUCCUCACAUGUGUGGAAGGCACCGAUGCCUCUCGCUCCAAGAUAGUCGAGCUCCAGCUCCAGGCCCGCGUGGCCGAGGAGCUCAAGAAGCUACAGCAGAAAGAGGCCGAAGCUCUCAAAAUAGCACACGAGAAACUUGCCAGCGCCGAUUUCAAAGAUGACAACAGCACGAGCCAGUACACCGUCAGCAAGGAGAUUGAAGCCAUGCGUAAGAAGCUCGAGUCACGCAAGCAAGUGCGUCCUCUGCCCGAGAGCGUUGAGGGAGCGCGCAAUGAGGUCAUUCGAUGUCUGCGGGAGCAUGACCGACGGCCGCUCGACUGUUGGCAGGAGGUGGAGAACUUCAAGGCUGAAGUCAAGAAACUUGAGAAGAGCUGGGUCGAGAAGGUCGUCUCGUAG
Messenger RNA from Fusarium tjaetaba, 969 nucleotides. RefSeq names its product ochre suppressor tyr-tRNA. NCBI's taxonomy places the organism in Eukaryota, Fungi, Ascomycota, Sordariomycetes, Hypocreales, Nectriaceae. The record is from RefSeq and is a predicted model, not a curated record. The transcript has 5 exons. The coding region runs from base 1 to 969 and encodes 322 amino acids.